AUGGCGCGGGUGUGGUGUGUGAGUGGUGCAGCGCUGCAGCUACGGGGCCAGAGGACCUGCAUCCCGGGGGUCUGGCGUGAACAGCUGUACGGCUCAUCUCUGGUGCCCCCGAGUGCUGCUCUGGGUGAUGACUCCAUGGCACUCCACUCGCACCACCCAGCCAGCCACACCUCUGCCACAACCAUGAAACCAUACCACAUACCCUUACUGCAGACACUCACACUACUCGGCCACACCAGCCAGCCACAUCUCUAUAUCAUACUCAGGAGUCACACACCACACACCCUUAUUGCAGGCACUCACACCACUCAAUCAUCUAGCCACACCUCUGCCACAGCCAUGAAGCCACACCACCACGUUACUGUCCCAUCCAAGCCUCGAGCCACACCUCACACGUCGCUGUUCCACCAUCACACCACACCUCACUGCCACAGCCCUGAAGCAACACCACACACGAUGCUAUUCUAUCCUCACACAGCCACCAGCCACACCUCACACCCACACCUCACUGCCACAGCUCGAAGUCACACCACACACGACGCUGUUCUGCCCUCACACAGCCACACCUCACCGCCACAGCUCGAAGUCACACCACACACGACGCUGUUCUACCCUCACAUAGCCACACCUCACCGCCACAGCCAUGAAGACACAACACACACGACGCUGUUCUACUCUCACACAGCCACACCUAUACCACAGCCACGAAGACACACCACACACGACGCUCCGUUUGACAUUAUAAACAUCACCAUCCAGCCAGCCACAUCUCACCACCAAGACCAUAUGAAGCCACACCACACCCACCACUGA
This is a messenger RNA of Eriocheir sinensis (Chinese mitten crab), 813 nucleotides long. RefSeq names its product histidine-rich glycoprotein-like. The record is from RefSeq and is a predicted model, not a curated record. The transcript is spliced from 5 exons. The coding region runs from base 1 to 813 and encodes 270 amino acids. NCBI's taxonomy places the organism in Eukaryota, Metazoa, Arthropoda, Malacostraca, Decapoda, Varunidae.